Phyllostomus discolor (pale spear-nosed bat) is the source of this 1664-nucleotide messenger RNA. RefSeq names its product small nuclear ribonucleoprotein E-like. Lineage: Eukaryota; Metazoa; Chordata; Mammalia; Chiroptera; Phyllostomidae. Gene Ontology annotation, biological process: spliceosomal snRNP assembly; mRNA splicing, via spliceosome. Gene Ontology annotation, cellular component: U4 snRNP; precatalytic spliceosome; U5 snRNP. The transcript has a single exon. The record is from RefSeq and is a predicted model, not a curated record. Bases 124 to 402 code for a protein of 92 amino acids. Gene Ontology annotation, molecular function: RNA binding.
AAUCCACUGAGCCACACCAGCCAGCCACGGCAGCUUGAUUGAUUUUUAAGAAAUAUUUUUUAUUCCAGAAGUAGCUUUUUGAGGGAGUGUGUGGGUUAGUGUGGUCUUUUGUCAGCUUCCACCAUGGCAUACCAUGGCCAGAGCCAAAACGUACAGAAGGUGACAGUGCAGCCCAUCAACCUUAUCUUCAGAUACUUGCAAAAUAGGUCUCGGAUUCAGGUGUGGCUUUAUGAGCAAGUGAAUAUUCAGAUAGAGGGCUGUAUCAUUGGUUUUCAUGAAUACAUGAACCUUGUAUUAGAUGAUGUAGAAGAGAUUCAUUCUAAAACAAAGUCAAGAAAACAACUAGGUCGGAUCAUGCUGAAAAGAGAUAAUGUUAUGCUCCUCCAAAGUGUCUCCAAUUAGAAAUGACUAAUGAAGAGAAAAAUUGUUGAGAAGCAAUAAUUUGUAUUUUGUAGGUGUUCUUUGCUGCAGGUAGUCCUUGGACAUUUAUUCAUAUUGUUUUGACUACCCUUUUGUUAUUACCAGAUGAAAAUAAAUGCUGUGAUUGUUUUUAUUAAAAAAAUAGUUUUAUCUCCUAGGUAUAAAACUUAACUAUCCUACAAAUAUUAAAGUAGCAAUAGUGCUAUAACAGAUAUUGUUUAGGUGUAAGUACCACUUCUAAAGGGAACAACUUCAGUCUUAGCUGAAGAAAGACAAACUACCAAUGUGUUUGCCUAAUAGAAAUACAAUUAUUUAAACAAUUUCUGUAUUAGAUAUCUAGAAAUGAUUUUCUUUGGUUCUUCACUAGAAGUCAUUGAGAUAGCUUGGGACAAGAGGAAGAAAUAAAGUAAGAUUAUAAGAUAAAGUAAAAUUGAAAAUCUUAAAUUCCAGAAAGGUGGGAAUAACAGCCUCAUUAAAGGAUAGGUCUUCCUCAUAAUAUCUGAAAUACAGGUAUUGGUAGCCAAAGACAGACUUUGUUCACUGACUACCUGCAGAUGUAGAAGAGUGAAUUUUUGCAGUCUUAAACGUAGUACAAAUUUAAACAUGACCAACAUGUUUUUACGUAUGAGGAGUUUGUAAAACGUGUUACUAAUACAUGUAUCUUCUACAUAUAUGUGAGUUUAGUAUCAAUGUUUCUAUAUGUAAAUUGAGUUAAUUUGAUCUUAGAAAACACUUAAGAGAUCACUAGCUCUUUUCUAGACUUGAAGGAAUGUUAAAAUAUUAACUAAACAUUAAUUCUAGGUGGGUUACAGAUUGAAAUGUAUAAGGCAAAACAAUAAAGACUCUAGAAGGUAGUAAAAAGUGUAUCUUCAUAAUCUUGGAGUAGGAAAAAAACAUUUCUAAACAAGAAACAAAAACACAAUUAUAAAGGAAAAUAUCAAUAAACUAGGCAACACAGAAAUUCAGAAUUUCAUUUACAAUCCAUACAAAUAUUGAAUCAUUACAUUGUACACCUGAAACUAAUGUAUGUCAAAUAUAUCUCAAUUUUUAAAGUACUUAUUUAACAAAAAAAUCACUAGAUUAAAAAGGCAAGUCAAAGAGUAGGAGUAAAUAUUGAAAUAUCUACAAUAUAUAUCACCAAUAGAAGUUUUAUAUCCAGAACUUACUAAGAAGGACAAAGGAGGGGAAAAAAACACCCUACAAGGAACCAAGAAAGAGUCAAGAAUAACAGAAAAUGACACAAG